This is a messenger RNA of Diuraphis noxia (Russian wheat aphid), 723 nucleotides long. RefSeq names its product ubiquitin-like-conjugating enzyme ATG3. Lineage: Eukaryota; Metazoa; Arthropoda; Insecta; Hemiptera; Aphididae. Gene Ontology annotation, molecular function: Atg8-family ligase activity. Gene Ontology annotation, cellular component: phagophore assembly site; cytosol. The record is from RefSeq and is a predicted model, not a curated record. Gene Ontology annotation, biological process: nucleophagy; autophagosome assembly; autophagy of mitochondrion.
GUGAAAGCAGUUACGUCCAUUCCACCGUUUGGAACUCUUGGAUUCAGAGACAAAUUCAAUUAAAAGUGUCGUAUUAAAAUCAUGCAAAACAUAAUCAACACCGUUAAAGGAACUGCACAGGGAUUCGCUGGACUUUUAACUCCAGUCCUAAAGGAAUCAAAAUUUAAAGAUACAGGAGUAGUUACACCAAAUGAAUUUGUAACUGCUGGUGACCAUUUAGUGCAUACAUGUCCAACUUGGGAAUGGGCUUGUGGUGAUGAAUGCAAGAUUAAAUCUUAUUUGCCAAAAGAUAAACAAUAUCUAAUUACAAGAAAUGUUCCCUGUUUACGCCGAUAUCAACAAAUUGAGAACAGCGAAAUUAUUGAAAAUAUUGUUGAAUCAGAAGAAGGUAACGAAGGGUGGAUUGAGACCCAUCAUUUGGAUUCUUAUUCCUAUUCGCCUUUGAAUGAAAACAAUUUUGAGACAUCACAUCAYGAAGGAAACUUUGAAGGACAAAACAAACAUCAUCAAGUUUCCAACAUUGUAACCCAUGAAAAUCAAAUUAUACAAACUUGUAAUUUCUACACUAAAAAUAGUAAUAUGAGUGAUAAUGAAGAUGAUGAUGACGACGAUGAAGGUGAAGCAAUAGAUAUGGAUGCGUUUGUAGAAAGUGGUUUGUUGGAAGAUGAUUCGGUAACUUUUUCUCCAUAAAUUAUAAUUAUUUUUUUUUUGAAUUUUCAAAUU